Messenger RNA from Chelonoidis abingdonii (Abingdon island giant tortoise), 2227 nucleotides. RefSeq names its product WD repeat domain 77 (gene WDR77). NCBI's taxonomy places the organism in Eukaryota, Metazoa, Chordata, Testudines, Testudinidae. Gene Ontology annotation, cellular component: methylosome. Gene Ontology annotation, biological process: oocyte axis specification. Gene Ontology annotation, molecular function: protein binding. The record is from RefSeq and is a predicted model, not a curated record.
CAGGGGGCGUGGCCCGGUAGGGGUGUCCCGGGAGCAGCACGUGGAAGGCGGCGGUGCUUGUCUGCUCGUGCCGGGGAGGGAGUCGCGCGCUGCCAUGCAAGAACCGGAGCAGCCUGACGAGGGGGCCUCGGGCGGCCCCGAGUGGAACAUCCCGCCUAACGCGCCCGCUUGCAUGGAGCGCCACCUGGACGGGGCCCACUACCGCCCAGAUGGAGCUCUUCUCCUGGGUGCUUCUAGCUUGAGUGGACGUUCCUGGGUGGGUUCCAUUUGGGUAUUUAAGGAUCCAGAACGGGCUCCUAAUGAAGGCUUUUGCUCUGCUGGAGUUCAGACGGAAGCAGGCGUAGCGGAUCUGAAAUGGGUAGCAGAUAAAGGAAUACUAGUGGCCUCAGAUUCUGGUGCUGUGGAGCUCUGGGAGUUGGAUGAGAACGAAACUCUAAUAGUGAACAAGUUUUGUAAAUAUGAGCAUGACGAUAUUGUGACAACAGUGAGCGUUUUCACUAACGCCACUCAAGCGGUUAGUGGCAGCAAAGACUUCUGCGUGAAGGUUUGGGACAUCCCACAGCAAACAGUGCUGCACUCUUACAGAGCUCAUUCCAGCCCAGUGACUUGUGUGGCCUCUUGUCCUGGUAAGGAUACCGUGUUCCUGUCCUGUGCUGAGGAUGACAGAAUUUUACUGUGGGAUACCAGAUGCCCCAAACCAGCUACUCGAAUUGUUUGCAGUGCCUCGGCUUACCUCCCUACCUCAGUUAUGUGGCAUCCGCAGCAAAGUGACAUGUUUGUUUUGGGUGAUGAAAAUGGGACAGUUGCUCUUGUGGACACGAAGAACCCAGAGUCCGCCUUAAGUUCAGCUGUGCACUCCCAAACCAUCACUGGGUUUGCAUUUUCUACACACAGUUCGCCCCUUCUGGCUUCAAUUAGUGAAGAUUGCUCGGUAGCUGUUCUUGACUCCAGCCUUUCAGAGGUUUUCAGAAGUCGCUCUCAUCGAGACUUUGUGAGAGGCCUAUCGUGGUCUCCCUUGAACAAGGCCUUGCUCUCUACAGUUGGAUGGGACCAUCAAGUUUUACACCACACAGUUCCAACACAGACUACUGAAGCUGCUGGGAGCAACAGUAUACUUCACUUCAAGGAUUGAAGAGAUGAAGAAAGCUGAGGGAAAGAGCUCCCUUGUUACAGCUUGGAGUCAGAGUGAAGAUUCUGAAAGCUCAAAUUGUUUCUCUUCUGAAAGUCAGUGACCAGCUGCUACUGGUAGCUUUUCAUAAAAGGGUGACUUCUGUUGUACUACUUACAUUAAAUGGCUUUUUGUUCUGGGGAGCAGGGCAUAUGCCCCAAAUUCCUAGUAUUUGCUUUGCUUAUCCUUUAGUGUUUUUGUAACUUAUUGCAUAACAUUUUUAAAACCUGGCUCUUUCCCUCAAACUACAGUAUGGUUUUGAAAAACUGCACUGCUGCAUGUGUUGCCAACUGCUGUUCGGAUAUUUUGUUCAUAGUAUGGUUCCUGCCCCCACCUACGCUCUCCCAAAUUUAAACAGGCUAUGUACUAUGAGGCAAAUAGACAGAAAGUACCUGAUUGGAAGCCACUUCCUUUCUUCUUAGUCUGUAACAUGCUGUUCUGCAUGAGCGAAGAAAUCAAAAUGAAGGAUAAUGUUAAAAUCAUCUGAUCUACUAUACAGAUUAUAUCAUAGCAGACCCAAAUUGUGCAGUGCCUAUAGUUAAUUUGCAGGCAGGCAGAUACGUUUCCUUGUGUAUAUUUUUUCAUUUAUUCAUUUAAAACUAACUUGGCUCUCUUGAAUUCUGACAUAGUGAAAUGUUUCACAGAGAGCACAUGCUGAUCCAGUUCAGUGCAGUGUAUUCAAAAGUGAAAGUUAUAAAAGCAGACACCUUUCUUACAAGCUAUUUUAAAAUAAAGGAAGGGGAAAAACCUUGUACUUAUUAUCAUGGACCUCUGUGAUACUGUAAUGAGAAUGAAAACAAGUCUUGUGCUGUUUACAUGUGAAAUGGGUGUCUGUCUUUGAAAAAUGGAAGGCAGUUUUUAAUAAAUCAUAGUUUUAAUUUCUAAAUGGGUACAGAUUCACUGGGACAUGUUCUUCAAAGACUUGCAUUAUUUAUCUUGCAUUCGCUCCAAAGAGUAAACCUGGACCCUAUGACUUGCGUAGAGGGACAUGCAAUAUAUUUCUUUUGGUCCUGGAUGUGAAUUGCGGAACCUUUUUUCUUGGUAGAGGCUUGAUCCAGC